Molecule: messenger RNA, 1082 nt
Organism: Perognathus longimembris pacificus (Pacific pocket mouse)
Lineage: Eukaryota; Metazoa; Chordata; Mammalia; Rodentia; Heteromyidae
Gene: Nicn1
Product: nicolin 1, tubulin polyglutamylase complex subunit
Exons: 6
Coding region: 89-733 (214 amino acids)
Cellular component (GO): nucleoplasm
Source: RefSeq, a predicted model, not a curated record
GGCUCAACUGGGUAGGCCGGGUAGAAAGAGUGCCUGGGAGGCUCCAAGCACUCGGGUCUUUUUGUACGAGGUCUCAGCCCCUGGUACCAUGUCCCGGGUCUCCGUGCCCUGUCAUAUCAAAGGCACUGUCGCCCUCCAAGUGGGCGACAUGAGGAGCUCGCAAGGUCGGCCUGGCGUGCUGGUCAUCGAUGUCACCUUCCCGAACGUGGCGCCUUUCGAGUUGCAGGAGAUCACAUUUAAAAAUUACUACACAGCCUUUUUGAGCGUCCGUGUUCGUCAACACACCUCCAUGCACUCACCAGCCAAGUGGGUGACCUGUCUGCGGAACUACUGUCUGAUGCCUGACCCACACAGUGAAGAGGGAGCCCAGGAUUAUGUAUCAGUGUUCAAGCACCAGAUGCUGUGUGACGUGUCGAAAGUCCUGGAGCUGCGUCUGAUUCUGCGGCAGCCAUCACCACUGUGGCUGUCUUUCACAGUGGAGGAACUGCAAAUCUACCAUCAGGGACCAAAGAGUCCCUCAGUAACCUUCCCCAAGUGGCUCUCCCACCCAGUGCCCUGUGAACAGCCUCCUCCACUCCCAGAGCAGGGUCUUCCAGACCCUAGCAGGGUUUCCUCGGAGGUGCAGCAGAUGUGGGCGCUGACAGAGAUGAUUCGGGUCAAUCACACUUCCACAAGGAUCGGCCGCUUUGACGUGGAUGGCUGUUAUGACCUGAAUUUACUUUCUUACACUUGAAUGGAAGCUCCCACCGAGGCUUGGUUUGAGCCCACCAGAGACAGAAGCAUUUUCCCUGUGUAUUUGGAGUAUUGCCUGACUGUGUGUGUUCUGUCUGGGCCACACUCACAGAUUCAAAACUCUCCAGCUCACUUAAUGGCUUCAGUAUGAGUUUCUGACGGGGUUGGGGUGUGUGUGGGGGGGGAGGUUGCCCUAUGUCUUUGUCUGGCUGCAAUGCAAUCUCUUCUCUUACCUUGAAAAUACACAAAUAAGAAUACUUACUGGUGCUGGGAAGGUGGCCUAGUGGGUAGAGUGCUUGCCUAGCAUGUAUGAAGCCCUGGGUUCGAUUCCUCAGUACUACGUACACAGA